GAAUACCUUUUUUCUUUGUCAUCGAACACUUCCUCAUACACAACCCCCAAAUACUUUUUUGAGAUUACACACAAAUUCCUUUUAUUGCCAGCGGUAGCACAAUGCAGCCCUCUCAGUCUGCCGCAGAGGCAAUCGCAAAGUACACAGACGAGCUUGUUGCUAUCGAUCGCAAGAAUGACGAGGAGACAGCUGCGUUGCGCCUUGAGUACCGCAACAAAAUGGAGCCUCUGCUGGUUAAGCGUCACGAGCUCCUGAAAGGCGUCAACAGCUUUUGGUCUGGUGUUCUUUCGUCACCGGAGACACCAAUUUCGGGUUUGCUGAACGGCACGAUUGAUCCGAAGAUUGUGCGUGCUAUUACCGACUUUCAAAUUCUCACCCGCGUCGACGACAACAAGCUCUGCCGAAAGAUCAUUAUUUCCUUCCGCCAAAACAUGUUUGUGGAAGAGGGGCACGUUUCACGCGAAGUUGACUCUGAGAUGAAGACGCUCUCACUUACCCCGCUCAAGUGGAAGCAAGGCACCGACCGCGCGCGCACCGACUCUUUCUUUUCAUUUUUCACUGAAUCGUUCCAGUCUGAUAUGGACGCCAUGAGCGAGGUUGUGGAAGGCCUGGAUAUUAUUUAUCAGAAUCCGUUUCUUGCCGUGCAAGCUGAUUAA
Leptomonas pyrrhocoris is the source of this 656-nucleotide messenger RNA. RefSeq lists its product as hypothetical. Gene Ontology annotation, molecular function: histone binding; chromatin binding. Bases 102 to 656 code for a protein of 184 amino acids. The record is from RefSeq and is a predicted model, not a curated record. Gene Ontology annotation, biological process: nucleosome assembly. The transcript has a single exon. Gene Ontology annotation, cellular component: chromatin; nucleus. NCBI's taxonomy places the organism in Eukaryota, Euglenozoa, Kinetoplastea, Trypanosomatida, Trypanosomatidae.